Molecule: messenger RNA, 3750 nt
Organism: Rhincodon typus (whale shark)
Lineage: Eukaryota; Metazoa; Chordata; Chondrichthyes; Orectolobiformes; Rhincodontidae
Gene: tcea3
Product: transcription elongation factor A (SII), 3
Exons: 14
Coding region: 79-1278 (399 amino acids)
Biological process (GO): DNA-templated transcription; transcription elongation by RNA polymerase II
Cellular component (GO): nucleus
Molecular function (GO): nucleic acid binding; zinc ion binding
Source: RefSeq, a predicted model, not a curated record
GUAAUGUUUUACAGCACCGAGCGGUGAGACACGCCUCUUUCUACCCGACAGCUCACCAUUAGUCCGGGGGACAGCACCAUGGGAAGAGAGGAGAACCUCACCAGAAUUGCAAAAAAGCUGGAUAAAAUGGUAUCGAGGAAGAGUAUGGAUGGUGCUCUGGAUCUGCUCCAGGAACUGCAAGGCGUGAAGAUGACUCUGAAGUUGUUGCAGAAUACAAGAGUUGGGAUGUCUGUAAAUGCAAUCCGUAAACACAGCACGGAUGAACAAGUCAUUGCAUUAGCUAAAAUCCUCAUCAAAAACUGGAAAAAGCUUCUUGCCUCAGAAAUUCCAGCCUCUAUCAAGACUGAGAAAACAUCAGGAAAAGAGGGUGAGAAGAAAGACCAGGCACCAGCAGUGUCCCCGGCACCCCAGAACCAUCCCAAAGAUAAAUAUGUGGAGAGGCAAGAUUUAUUCAGCUCCAAAUCCUCACCGACAACUUCUCCCGUGUCCAGGAAGAACUCGACAGAUGGACAACGGGACCAUCACAGGGGUGAUUUCUUGAGCUCUAUGUCACCAAUGACUCUUUCACCUAUGCCCAGGAAAAACUCCACAGAUACUGAAGAAAGGAAGGAUUCGUACAACAGCAAAUCACCAACAACAGCCUCACCAGCUCGAAGAACUUCAGUGGAUAAUUUGAAAGAAGAAAGUGGAGGUAGCAGCAAAGCAAAGAUGGAAUCACCUUCCACACCUACCAGCCCUACCUUCUCCACACCAACUAUCCUCCCUCCUUUCUUGUCAACUGGGGAGUCCAUCCGUGACAAAUGUAUAGAGAUGUUAAUUGCAGCUUUGAAGACUGAUGAUGAUUACAAAGACUAUGGUGUGAACUGUGACAAGAUGGGUGCUGAAAUUGAAGAUUAUAUCUACCAGGAGUUUCAGAAAACAGACAUGAAAUACAAAAACCGUGUUCGAAGCAGAAUAAGUAAUCUGAAGGACCCAAAGAACCCUAACUUGAGAAGGAACGUGUUGGCUGGUGCGAUCGACUUGCUCCAUCUGGCGAGGAUGACUGCAGAGGAGAUGGCCAGUGAUGAGUUGAAGGAGCUUCGCAAUGUGAUAACCAGAGAAGCUAUCAGGGAACAUCAAAUGGCAAAGACGGGUGGAACUCAUUCUACUCUUUUUCAAUGUGGAAAAUGCAAGAAGAAAAAUUGCACCUAUAAUCAGGUUCAGACCCGCAGUGCUGAUGAACCAAUGACCACCUUCGUCCUGUGUAAUGAAUGCGGAAACCGCUGGAAGUUCUGCUGAUGAACAGGAUUCAAAUAUUUUCACUACGUUUUGAAUUACAAUCUUCUGUGAGGAGGAAAAAGGUGUAAUUCAGUAAGGACAGAGACUCUUGCUGUGUUUCUUUAUCCUUUACAUCAGACGAUGAAAGAGUAAUUUGAUUCUUCAACAUUAACCCUUCAAGAACUGAAUGAGUUCUAUAGCUUUUGCAUGUUCUAUUUUUUCUGCUCUGUAAAUUGCAUCGAAAGGAAACUCCAAUUUCUGUUCUUGGGUGAUCACUGUGAAUUUAUUCAAAUCAUUUGCAAACCAAAUUUUGUGGCAUUCUUCAAAUUUCUAAACACUGUUUUUGAGAUUUAUUCUAUUGUUGCAGGAAUAUUAAGCUGGUGUCCAAAGGGUUAAUUUUGCCAUGGGAACCAGGAUUUAAUUGACUGGCCAUUUCUCACUUAAUUUUGUUUUUAAAGAUUGCAAAAAAUAGAUUUUGAUUUCAUAUUGAGCUGAAGUGGUUUGUUUUUGAUUAAGAACAGUUCGGAACCAACUCUCCUGAGAAUAAUGAGCAAUAAGAAAUUAACUCCACACUUGCAGGAGAGUACCAUCUCAGUUUGAAACAAAAACAGAAGUUGGUGGAUAAGCUCAGCAGGUGUGGCAGCAUCUGUGAAGAGAAAUCAGAGUUAACAUUUUGGGUCGAGUGAUCCUUCUUCAGAACAGACCCGAAACGUUAUCUCUGAUUUCUCUUCACAGAUGCUGCCACACCUGCUGAGCUUUUCCGGCAACUUGUGUCUUUGUUUCUGAUUUACAGCAUCGGCAGUUCUUUCAGUUUUUACAUCAACCUGAAAGCCUCGUCACUGCCACUAUAUCUUUUAAAAUGUUCUUUUUAAGUCUGUUCUUUGAUUUGCCUGUUGAUUUUGUUUUGUUCUUAUUCAGAAGUGUGCUAUCCCUCACCUUGUCUUCAAAUAUACCACCACCAUCCCGUUCCAAAUGUUUCUUUCCUUUCCAAAAGGUGCUGGCCUUUUACAGAGAACCGCUUCAUGAGCUAUGGUUACCCUUUAUUAUCUCACUGAAGCAGCCAUUCGUCAGGGGAAAUACCCACAGGGCUGUUUGGGUUUCACAGCCUGAUUCUUGCCCGAUGACUGUAUUACAGACAGUUGGAGUCAGUGAAAACCUGUGACUGUGUAACCAGGCUGUGAAUUGCUAUGAGCUGUAUCCAACUCUGGUUAGAGAUAUGGACCAUCUGUCCACUGCACUCCAAACCCUCGCUGUUGGGAAUCUCAACUUUUCUGAUCCCACUGGGUUCAGUUAUCCACAGCCAAAUACCGUGCAAAGUAUUCUCUUGGUUAUUGAAUUGGAUGAUUCUUCACUGUCAGGCAAAUAUUCUUUCCCCUCCCAUUCCCUAAUAUUUUCAUAACUAGGAACAAAAAUGUUAAUGAAGGAUGUUUAAAACGUACAAUGUCAUCGCUAUGAUGUUUUUUCCUUACAUUGCUUGCAGCGUUUUUCUGGGUCGUGAUCUUUAAUUCUCAAGGCCUCCAGGAUUAUCUUCCAAGAUGGGCAACCCUGCUCCUCAUAUCUAAAAGAAUAUUCAUGGGUGGUAAUUGAUGCUCCCAUCUGUAGCAAGAUUGGUGCAGAUGCAUUUAAUCAGGCAGGAGAUUGGUUGGGGGGAGCAUUACACCUACUACCUGCACUUUGAGUAAGCCUUUGGUAGGAAUGCCUGGGGACAGCCUACCUCCCCAGCCACCAGUCGAGGUCCUUAAGUGGGUAAUUGAUACAAUUGUAACGAUACUGCUAGUAUUAGCCAAAUAGGGUUGCUUCCAGGCUACCAAGGUGGGAUCCUUCAUUCAAAGCCACUCUGUUGCUGAUCAGGUGGCACCGCUGGGAGCCUGUCCCCUCCCGUUUUUGCUGCACUCCUCCCAGCAGUCCCCACCCCAACCACUCCCCUGUAAUCCAGUAGUGUCACAAGGUCCCAGGUGGGUGUCAUAGCGGCAGUAGCCAUUACCCUCUGGGUGGCGCUGUGAAUCAGUGGAUCUGUCAGUCCCUGAUUGGCUGGCUGCUCUCAGUGGGCCCCAGGGUUCUUGGUCCCAGGAGAAAGCCAAUUGUUGUCUAUGUACCUGAGUCUCACAUGAUGCAAUGGGCCUUCCUGAUAAAGAGACAAUAUGGGUUGCUUGCUGGCACUGUAUGGUCAAGUCGUCCAUCUCCAUCCCCCCACCCGCCAAUUAAAUAUCGACAUAUGAACCUGUGUUUUAGUUUGUAUGAAGUAUUUCCUGUUGAUAUUUGAAUUGAAAUGUUAUGCUUUGCUUUUUUUUUAAGCUGCUCUUUAAGGCUGGCUUGCUGCUGUGUUGAAAAUGGAAUCUUCAGAUACUUUUUAAAUUGUUACUUUUUUCCCCUGCUUCAGACCAGUUUCUGACAUUAGAAUUCAAUGAACUCGAGUAGCAAGUACUUGCACUCAACUUUCUUUAGAAACAUCAGUGUCAAUGAACAAUUAAAUUAAACCUUUUCCAUUUUAAA